Conger conger (European conger) is the source of this 972-nucleotide messenger RNA. Its product is annotated as olfactory receptor 52E4-like. The transcript has a single exon. The coding region runs from base 1 to 972 and encodes 323 amino acids. The record is from RefSeq and is a predicted model, not a curated record. Gene Ontology annotation, biological process: G protein-coupled receptor signaling pathway. Gene Ontology annotation, cellular component: membrane. NCBI's taxonomy places the organism in Eukaryota, Metazoa, Chordata, Actinopteri, Anguilliformes, Congridae. Gene Ontology annotation, molecular function: olfactory receptor activity; G protein-coupled receptor activity.
AUGAGCCCCCUGAAUUCAAAUGGCUUCAUAAACACUACAAUUGUGCAUCCUGACUUCUUUUUCAUAAGUGGCCUCAUUGGUAUUCCUCACACAAACUAUUACUAUAUCUUCUUGGGCUUUGUUUAUGCAGUGACUGUACUCGGAAACACUUUUGUCAUGUUCAUAAUAUACACUGACCACUGCCUUCACAGUCCAAAAUACACUGUCAUUUUAAAUUUGGCUGUUUCUGACUUGUGUGUAAGCACUGCAGUCAUUCCUCUGUUGAUUGACACCUUGCUCUUUAAAUCACAUUUAAUUUCCUUCAGGGCCUGCUUGACUGAUAUGUUUUUUGUUUAUCUCUUUUACGCGAUGCAGUCUCUUACUCUCACACUUCUGUCCUAUGACAGAUGUGCUGCUAUAUGCUUUCCCUUAAGAUACAAUGAGAUUGUGACUAAUAAAUCAAUGUUGUUGAUUUUAACUGUAAUAUGGAUGCUUGCAGGAAGUGCCGCUGUUGUAGCUGCAACUCUCCUCAGCAGACUGUCCUUCUGCAAGUCCACUGUGAUAGAUAGUUAUUUCUGUGAUCAUGAACCCACAUACCGGUUGGCGUGCAAUGAUAACAGUCCAAGUGUUGUGAUUCGUUGGACAUAUCCUGUUUUAAGUCUCUGGUUUCCACUAGUUUUUAUCACAGGCACGUACGUUUGUAUAGCCAGAGCAUUGUUAAAGAUUGCAGCAGUUUCAGAGCGCCUCAAAGCCAUGAAAACCUGCACCUCUCAUUUGAUCUUGGUGAGUGUGUUUUACCUUCCUUUGUGCUUCUCCUUUGCACUGGGCCCAUCCAUUCACCAGAACGCCAGGAUUAUUAAUGUGUCACUGGCGACUGUCUUGCCACCUGCGCUGAAUCCGAUCAUCUAUACACUCAAGACAGAGGAAUUCACAGAAUCCAUUAGAAAGCUGUACAGGAGAAAGAAGAUGCGCACCAUUGUCAGGAAAAAAUAA